CGACACACACCAUGACCUGCUGACAUCAUCACACAUCCCCUUUUACUCUCCUAAAAAAUGGCUUCGCCCAGCUGGUUUUCACCGUGGCGACGGUCGCUGCUGCUUAUCCUUGCUACCUGUUUCCUGUCUGAGUUCGCCUCCAGCACGCACUUCCCCAGAGACCUGGAGCCAAUAAGUGUGGUCGGCUCGGCACAGGCGUACCAGUUUCCAGGCUUCCAGGGUCUGCUUCAGGACAACGACACCCUGCGUCUGGGUCUGGACUUUCAGAGGCUGCUGCGCAUCAACCACAUGCUGUACAUCGCUGCCAGGGAUCACGUGUUUGCAGUGAACCUGACGACAGCUUCAGAAGAGUUUUUUCCCUCACUGAAGCUGACAUGGCGAUCUGAAGACGUCAGCAAGUGUACGGUCAGAGGAAAGAAUAGCGACGAGUGCUACAACUACGUCAAAGUGCUGGUGCCGCGAGAUGACGAGACGCUGUUCGCCUGCGGUACCAACGCCUUCAACCCCACCUGCAGGAACUACAAGAUGGCGUCCCUGGAGCAGGUGGGGGAGGAAGUGGUGGGUCAGGCCCGCUGUCCCUUUGAGUCUGGGCAGUCCAAUGUGGGACUGUUUGCAGGCGGAGACUUCUACUCGGCCACCAUGACGGACUUCCUGGCCAGCGACGCCGUCAUCUACCGCAGCCUUGGGGAUGGCCGGCCCGUCCUCAGGACCGUCAAGUACGACUCCAAGUGGCUCCGAGAGCCUCACUUUCUGCAUGCCAUCGACUACGGUAACUACGUAUACUUCUUCCUCAGUGAGAUCGCUGUGGAGUACACCGCCCUGGGCAAGGUGGUGUUUUCUCGAGUCACCCGGGUCUGUAAGAACGAUAAUGGAGGAUCUCCCAGAGUUCUGGAAAGAUACUGGACUUCUUUUCUCAAGGCUCGUCUGAACUGCUCGGUUCCUGGAGAUUCGUUCUUCUACUUCGACAUUCUUCAGUCCCUCACCAACGUGCUGCAGAUUAACCAGAGGCCCGCUGUGGUGGGGGUCUUCACCACGCAGGAUAACAGUAUUCCUGGCUCAGCAGUCUGUGCGUUCUACAUGGACGACAUAGAGAGCGUCUUCGAUGGGAAGUUCAAGGAGCAGCGGACCAGCGACUCCUCCUGGACUCCAGUCCCUGAGGAGCAGGUUCCCAGACCCAGGCCCGGUACAUGUACCGGUGAUGGUCCGGCUGUGGACUACAAAUCAUCGGUUCAGUUACCUGACGAGAUGCUGAUGUUUAUCAAGUCGUACCCUCUGAUGGACGAAGCUGUUCCAUCUGUGAACCACCGGCCCUGUUUCACCAGGACUUCAAGCAGGUCCAAGCUGAGCCAGAUAGUGGUGGAUGUGUCUGCCGGGCCGUACAAGGACCGCACAGUGAUGUUCCUGGGUUCAGACGAUGGUCGAGUCCUGAAGCUUCUUUCCAGCACACAUCCUAACGACAGCUUCGGAUCCAAACUGCUAGAGGACAUACAUGUCUACAAUCCAUCCAAGUGUAAUGUUCAGGGUCAGGAGGACAGAAGGGUUCUGGCUCUGGAGCUGGAUAAGGAGCGCCAUGCGUUGUUCGUGGCGUUCAGCAGCUGUGUGAUCAGAGUGCCGCUCAGCCGCUGCAGCCAGCAUGGAGCCUGUAGAAGAGCCUGCCUGGCCUCCCGUGACCCAUACUGCAUCUGGCUGCGCACCGGGAGCUGUGCCAACAUGGCGCCAGGUUUCAAGGCCGGGUUUGAACAGGAUAUUGAAGGUGACCACUUGUUUCAUCAGGACAGCUGUCAUGUUAAUGUGUUGGCAACUGUACGGAACCAGGAGUCUGCGGCUGACUCAGCCUAUGGUGUCCGUGGUUUUCCAGAUAUGGAGCAUGCUGCUGCUAACGUCCACUACACCCUGCUGCUGGCCUGCGUGUUGGUGGCCUUCUCGCUGGGCGCCAUCUUGUCGGGCUUCCUGGUGUCGUGGUACUGCAGCCGCAGCGCCACUCAGCAGGCCAGGAGGAUGGGGAAAGACCCCGAGGUCCCGCACACCUUAUCUCUACGGUCCCUCGCCAAGCUCAACGGACUGCUGGACGGACAGGAGGACAAACAUGACGUGUCCAUCCUGAAGAUGUACAGCUCCUUUAUCCCCAACGGCGGCGCAGAGCCUCACCUCAACACCCCUGUGCACCCGGGCCUGCCGCUGGGAGACCCCGAGCUCAGCCUCUCCCAGUCUCUGUCUCAGGGAGAUGGAGAUCUGUCCGGCCUGCCCACACCUGUCUCCACCCCCGAGCUCCCCAUCAAGAACAUGAAGGCCCUGCGGCACCAUCAGUAUGAGAGGAACCAGAACUGCAACAACGCGGCGGACAGCAGCCACAAACCUACGCCGUGUGGCUCCACAUCCAGUCUGGGUUUCAUGGCUGUUGUCAGGAACUCUAUGACACAGCAGGUGUUCCCCUUCUCUCAUCACCAUGGCAACAGUUUGAACAAUGUAGCAGCACAUGGAGCCGCUACCUCUUCAACUUCACUGCAUCUGCCUGAUGAAAGGAACAUCUUGAAUGAUGAGCAGGCAGCAGAAGGCAGAGGACUACCUCAUCACCACCUCUCCCAGCAGUCCCUGCCCCAGAGAGGGGGGGAGCAGUCCGCGCUGGACGAGCUCCUCAAACACAUCCACGAGGUGAGCGCGUCAGGAACCGGUGGCAUCAAGGUGCUCACCUCCACUUCCUCAUCUGGAGCACAUCAUCUUAAUCACCACCCUUAUUAUAAUAAUAAUCCCCACAGCCAGACCAGCACCCACUACUACAGCCACAGCCAUCACCAUAGCAACCACCACAACAAUAACAGCAGCAACGGCGUUCACCAUCAGCAGCAGCAGAUCCCUGAGAACGACCCAGCUCCAUAUUACAGCACCUCCACUCUGCCAAGGGAUGCUCCCACUCAGAACUCCUCCUCUUCUGCUUCUUCUUCCUCGUCAUCCUCUGACAACCCCACCUCUUCCACCUCCAUCCAGUCAUCCAACUCUACUUCCUCCUCAACGGCACUCCAGCAGCAGGUGAUUCCAGAAAGACCAGGAAGAACAAGUGUCUCAGUCACACGCCACCACUCCCAGCGCCACUUGCUCAUUAAGAUGGGCAGCGGGGGCCGUGCCGUGCCGCGUCACCACAGCUUCAACCAACGGACGCCGCAGCAGGCACACUUUUUGGCCAGGAUGAACACCAACAGCAGCAGCAACGGCCCUCCAGGCGACAGCAUGGCGGCCGACAUGAGCAGAAAUGCCUGUUGCGAGAGGCAGGGGCCUCCAGUCGCCAGCGCCUGCCUGACGCGGCAGCACAGUUACAGUGAAGGGCCACAUGUGCAGCGGGCGGCAACCGUCCGGAGAACACUCUCGCUUAAACCCGAGGUCCCGCCAAAACCGCUGUUCCUUCCAAACACAGCAACAUCAUCAAUGGCAGAGGCAUUCAGAUACUGAGACUGUAGGAGGCUUCUUCAGUCAGCACUUUGAAUUGUCUGCAGGGAGUGUGAGAUAUUGCUAAAUUGAUGCAACGAAAGACACAAAAGAGUCCUAAUUAAAACCCCUUCAGUUGUGGUUACUUUGCUGUUGCUUCUCUUAGUCCAAACCCCAGCACUGUGACUGCUUUGCUCACAAAGAAGAGACUCUGAGGAUCGACCGGCAAACAAGAUCUUCAAAUAAAGCACGAGGGGACUGCUAAUGGCAACCUUCUCCUCACCACAGACUGCGGAUAAAAACUGGCGAGUCUGAAAAACAUUCCAGAAGCAGAGUGAAAGAUGUUAAUGAUUUAAUACAAAUCCAUGAUUAAUGCAGUUUUCUUAUGAGCGCUUUGAUAUGCUGUCCGGAUUGCACCUUGGCACAGCGCCGGAUUUGAUUUGCAAAGAUUAAUAAAGUAGGGAAUUGUACUGUUGCGGCCCUAACAUGAACUGAAUCUGGGACUGUGGGAGUGUUCACUCUCCUUUUCUGUGAUUGGUACAAACCCACUGAAAUUAGGUUUUUGUUAUCAUGUUCGAUGGAGCUUUUAGAACAUCAACACAUCAGCAUAGGAAAAAGACGGUUCUGCUUCAUGAGCUGUAGUCAAAAAUGUAAAUAUGGGGAUCCAGUUAAGAGCAGCUGCCACUGAUAGUACAUAGUGAGUCCAUAUUGGGAUCUGAGACACAAUUACAACCUAAAUGGAGCGUUGGAUGUUAACUUAAAGGGGACCUAUCAUGCAAAAUGCACUUUUUGUAUGUCUUUAUACAUAAAUAUGUUCCCGAUGUGGAGAUUUGUCACAUUUUUCAUGGGCGAAACCCAUACUCAGCUCUGCUGCUCAUCCCACAAAUGCAUGUUCGUCACAAAUGUGGCACCAUUUAAAAGGGAAAUAAACAAGCUUUCCAGUGGUAUAAGAUGUAUUGCCAAGAAGCAUUGUUACAACAAAGGAAUAAUCUACCAAACACAGAUUUCCUUACUUUUUGUGUUUAAAUGACUUAAUUGAUUUUCUUACUAAUAAAUAUUAAUAUUUAAUGUAUAAUUGUUCUCAAAUUACAAAAUGUGCCCACUCUCUUUUGCAUUUGCCUUUAUCUAUCAAGAGCUUCCAAAGCUCAGAGCUGACUCUUUAUAAUGUGAUCUAUAAGAUAUGUUUAAAAAUAUGUUAAAAUGUAUAAAACUGCAUUAAAUCCAAGAGGCUGUUA
Molecule: messenger RNA, 4655 nt
Organism: Gymnodraco acuticeps
Lineage: Eukaryota; Metazoa; Chordata; Actinopteri; Perciformes; Bathydraconidae
Product: semaphorin-6D-like
Exons: 21
Coding region: 58-3444 (1128 amino acids)
Biological process (GO): semaphorin-plexin signaling pathway; neural crest cell migration; positive regulation of cell migration
Molecular function (GO): chemorepellent activity; semaphorin receptor binding
Source: RefSeq, a predicted model, not a curated record